Molecule: messenger RNA, 943 nt
Organism: Bombus terrestris (buff-tailed bumblebee)
Lineage: Eukaryota; Metazoa; Arthropoda; Insecta; Hymenoptera; Apidae
Product: MIT domain-containing protein 1-like
Exons: 5
Coding region: 174-902 (242 amino acids)
Source: RefSeq, a predicted model, not a curated record
UAUAAUUGUUUUGUAUCGUGACAUUAAUCGAAAUGACUUUCGAUAUAUUUGAGAAUCGAUAUUUCAAGUAUAUGAUUAUGGAGCAAAGAAACUAGUUCUAUUACAAGACAGAUUUGAUAUUUAAUUUAUUAAGUAAAUAUGUAAAUUACUUAAGGUAUAUAUAUGUAUAUACAAUGGAAAGUGCAGCAGCUUCGAUUCUAAAACGAGCGGUAGAAAGAGAUAACAAUAAACAAUAUACAAUGGCCUUUGUAUUAUAUCAAGAAGGUGUACAAAUACUUCUUGAUUCUAUGAAAGAAACAAAAGAUCCAAUAAGGCAGAAACAUUUUGCUACCCGGGCAUCGCAGUAUUUGGACAGAGCAGAAAAAAUAAAGGAUUUAAUUGAAAAGCAGAAGGCAAGUGGCAUAUACAGAGAAUUAAUCAAAAUUGAAACUGGUAGUACAGGAUAUGGUUAUGGUACUGUCUUUGGAAGAUUUUUAGAUGCUACAGUUACAUAUAUUUGUAUCGAAGACCCCUAUAUAAGAAUGUUUCAUCAGUGUCAAAAUUUGGUAAGGCUAUGUGAACUGGCAGUAAAAAAAUGUCAUGCACUCUCUAAAAUAUCUUUAAUUACAACCCUUGAUCCAGAAGAUAAGAAGAAUCAAAUAGCAAGAUUAGAAGAACUGAAACAGAGUUUAUCAUCUCAUCUUAUUUCUUUCGAAUUUAAUUUUUCUGAUACUUUACAUGACAGACAAAUAGUACUUAGCAAUGGUUGGAUAAUUAAGAUCGGCCGUGGAUUAGAUUAUUUUAAAGCACCUAAUGGAAAGUUCGUAUUAGGUUCUUGUGAUCUUGAAUUGAGACCUUGUUCUGAGACAACCAUAGAUGUAUUUCACAAAAGUCAACUAAAGAAUGAGCAGUUAGCGACCUAAAUAAUCAAUGCAGGAAAGUAAAUAAAAAUAUAACAAACAAA